AUGGCCGGCAUCUACCGACGUUCGCUUGCCCGUGUGGGUCGCAAGGACUCCGAGAUCGCAGAGAUUCGCACCACACCUGCCGACGAGCUUUCGUCGUGGCUGGGUGACGACGUCUGCACCAACUGCGGUGCCUCGACACCCCACGGCAAGCUCUUCUGCUCCGAAGCUUGCAAACUCGCCGACGCUAGCGAGGUAGCGCACGCCUCUCUCAUCGAGAGCCUGGCUUCGCCUCUGCCCCCCUCCGACGAGUUCAGCAAGGGCGACAAUGGCGUCAAGUUCCGCUACCCUUGCCCGCCUUCCCCCAGCCUGCUCGCUCAAAUGUCAGCACCGCUUCGCACCACCUACCUCACAUCACCCGCUCUCGCCGCAUAUCAGAGCUCGCUACCCGUAUCCCGAGGUCGCUUCAGCCUUGCUUCCACCACCUCCAACGACGCUGGCGUCGAAGGCGCGCGUCACACCAAGAAGCGAAGCAGCUCGCAGUCCACCUUCUCCUCCAUCUCGGAGUCGGGAGGCAGCCAAAGCGCCUUCGCCAGCACCGAUCCGUCGACACCAUCACCCGCCUACGAGCCUGUCGAGGAUGAGUCGAGUGACCUCGAUGCGCACGACUUCCAGCUUCCGCCUUCGGUCAGCACAGCAAGCUCCGUCAUGCUGCGUAAGAGCUCUGCCGCGUCCUCGUCCUCGUCAUCGCGUGCACGAUCGUCCUCGCGCGCUGCGACGGCUCCCCACCCCAUCAACGCGGAUGGCCGCACACCAAAGUCUCCUCUCUGGUACGCACGCCGACCCAGCAACACCAACGCACGCGGUAGCUACUACACCUCGCCUGCCGUCACAGCCACCACCAUGGUCACCGCCAUCAGGCGAGACCACCGAGCCAGCACGACUCCUUCGACAUCGACAUCGACUGGCACCGAGGACGUGCGCGGACGACCCAGCAAUGCCGAGGCCACCAUGACGCGCAAGUCAGCCAAGGACGUUCUCUCGCAGGCCUUCCAGCUGGCAGCGGGCACCAGUCAGAGCAAGACGUUCGCAGUACGCCGAGGACGCUCCGAGCAGCUCGACACGCGAUCGCCACCUCCCUCGCACUCGCUGGCCUCGUCGGCCGGCAAGACGCUGCGUGGCGGCAGCCCCACCAGCAGCUCGCGAAACUUUAGCCCCAUCAGCACCGAGCUUGGCUGCGACCGAUGCCGCACCAUCUCGAACCUCUCCGGCGAGCACAACGUCUACGGCAGCAGUCUCAAGUCGUCCAACUCGCGUGGCCUCUCCUCAUCGCCUCGUCGCGAGUCGGAGGAGCGAUACCGCAGCAUCAAGCAGUACCACAAGCACUCGCACAGCGCUGCUGCCGGCUUCUUCUUCACGCAUAUGGAGUCGCGUGACGCGCUCGUCGCCGACGCGGACAAGCCGCAAGAGCGCGAGGGCCGUCGCAUCGAGUCUUCCCGUCCCCACCGCGACGCCGCCGUCGAGGACGGACAGCAAGACGUGCGCGCUACUCCCCCGCGUGGCCGAUCCAAGGCUCGUGGCAGGAGUUCGCACCGCCGCAGCCCUAGCCCGCCUCGAGCUGCAGCCAGGCGCGAUUCUUCGCUGGUCGACGAGGUCAGCCGAGCUUCGCCUGCUCCCAUCUCGCCUCGCUCGCAACCCAUCUCGAUCUCGAUGAUGGCCCGCGACGGUCGACGAUCCAGCGGCGACGACGCCUACCACCACGACGAGGAGCUCCGAUCCGCCCUGCCGCAGCGUCCUUCGCCUCUGGCGCUCAUCUCCGAGAAGGAGGUGCUGGGCCACCGCAAGGUUGCCGCUGCUCCUGAAGCCGAUUCCGACGACACGCGUGGUCGUGGUCGCGGCAGGAGCACGCGACGAGGCCGAGGCUCUCAGGAGCGCGGCUCCACCUCGCGCUCCCGAUCGCGCUGGAUCCUGCAGGACUGCGAGGUCACUUGGGGUGGCUACGGUCACCUUGCCUCGGACAGGGGCGAGAAGGAGCUCGUUGCGCCCGCUGCCAAGCCGUCGCGAUCUCAGCGCUCCCGCACCGGCCGCGCCAACCCCGAAUUCACCGACCCAGGCUUUGACGAUGUCGACCUCGAACUCGACGGCGACGAUGAGCGCGACGAGUCCGUCUCGUCUGGCGGAAGCUUCGAGUCCACCGUCGCUCGCGGUCGAACCAGCCUUCGUACCUGA
Kalmanozyma brasiliensis GHG001 is the source of this 2166-nucleotide messenger RNA. RefSeq lists its product as uncharacterized. The coding region runs from base 1 to 2166 and encodes 721 amino acids. NCBI's taxonomy places the organism in Eukaryota, Fungi, Basidiomycota, Ustilaginomycetes, Ustilaginales. The transcript has a single exon. The record is from RefSeq and is a predicted model, not a curated record.